This is a messenger RNA of Dictyostelium purpureum, 4542 nucleotides long. RefSeq lists its product as uncharacterized. The coding region runs from base 1 to 4542 and encodes 1513 amino acids. Gene Ontology annotation, cellular component: cytoplasm; plasma membrane. Gene Ontology annotation, molecular function: guanyl-nucleotide exchange factor activity; small GTPase binding. Lineage: Eukaryota; Evosea; Eumycetozoa; Dictyosteliales; Dictyosteliaceae. Gene Ontology annotation, biological process: small GTPase-mediated signal transduction. The transcript has 2 exons. The record is from RefSeq and is a predicted model, not a curated record.
AUGAUAGAAAUUAAAGCAGUGCCAAUAUCAACAAAAAUAAUAGAGGAAAAUAAUAUAAUAGAUCAAAAUGAAAAUAAUAAACCAUUUUCACUUAUAAUCUCAAAUGAUAACAAUAGUAAUAACAAUUUUAAUUCGUAUCCAAGCUCACCACCCAAUACACCAUUUAAAUAUAAUACAAUCAAUUUCUCCAGUGGAAUUAAAGAAAAUGAAAUAGUAAUGGAUGAAGAUGAAGAGAGUGACAUCGCUAUUCAAAAUAGAUUAUUUUUAAACCCAUUUCAUAGAUCUAGAUCGAUAACUAUUGCAGGCUCACCAACACCAAAAUUAGAUUUAACAACAUUACCAAAUUGCCAACGUGGUUCAGUGGAUGAUACAAUAGUACUUAAAUCAUCGAGUGGUAGUAAUAAUGGUGGUAUAUUUAAUAAUAGUAAUGGAAUACUGUUAUCGCCAUCUUUAGGUGGGUCUCAUACUCCACUUUCAGUAACCCCUACUGCCUCACCGCUACACACCCCUCAACAGCACCAUCAUCUUCAUCUACAACCUCCAUUACAAAAUUUAACUUUAUCACCAUUUUCAGUUCAAAAAAGAUCUUUCACUCAAUUAGUAACACCAGGUAAUAAUAGUUUGUUACCAACACCACCUUCAACGCCCCCAACUCCACAACAAAAAGUUUUCUCACCCCCAAGAAGAAGGAAUACUUGUGCCAACUUAUCAAAUAAACUACACUCUGUUUACUCACCGCAUAAAUCAUCACCAAGUAGCAACAACUUUUUACCUAACCAACUCCAUUCACCUAUUUCAAUUUCAAAUAAUAGUAAUUACUCCACAAACUCAAUUGCUUUAUCAGACUACUUGGCAAGUGAAACAAUCAAUAGUAAUAGUAACAAUGUAGCCAAUACCAUUUCCCCAACUUUAAUUGGUAGUGAUUCACCAAUAUAUAAAUCAACUUCAGUUUUUACACCAUAUAACGAUAAUUCAAUUAAAAAAUUAGAAAAAAUAAAAUCAAAAAUCAAUAAUGACCAAUUCAAGCAUUAUGAAUCGAUUUUUUCAGCAUAUAAUGAAUCAUUGAAAACUUUAAAAGAAGGAGGAAUGGGUGUAUUAAAUGGUGAGAUUUUAGUAUCAAUCUUUCAAUAUCUAGAUGUCCAAGAAAUUUGUUCAAUAGCCUUAACCUGCAGUUGGUGGAGAAUAGUUUCUGAACAAAAUGUUUUAUGGUUAAAAAAAUUUCAUGAUAAAUUCCAAAGACCAAAAACAAUUAUUGAUAGAUUUUCACCAUCUGAAUCAUGGAAAGAGUUAUAUAUUCAACAUUAUUUUUUAGAUACAUCCUAUAUGGAAUUUGAAAGACUAUUAUCUCUUUUCCCAGUAACAGUUGAAUAUGAACAUGACAUUACAAUUCUAUUAAGUAAGGUUUUAAACUAUUUAAAACAUACAGAGUGUAGAUCAGAAUAUAUCGAUAAAUUAGAGCAUUUAAAGAAUAUCCAUUUAACAUUUGGUAAUAAAGUUGAAGCAGCCAAUUGUUAUUUACAACAUAGCGAAUUAAUUUCAUGGGACUCUAAUCAGAUUUUUAAUGAAGAGUUUGGUUAUCCAAAAGAAAGCUAUUCAGAUAGAAAAGAAAGAAUUUUAAAAUCAGCUUUAUAUUUACUAUUCGAUGGUAAAUAUUGGGAACGUUGCUUGAUAAUUAUUAAACAACUAAGAAAAAAAUAUAAAAAAGAAUUAGCAAAGUAUCACAAAUCAUCUCAAACAAACAUUAAUAGCACACCAUCGACAAUAGCAGCAAAUCAAUUAUCAGUUAACCAAAAUAUUUCAGAACAAUAUAAGAACUCCUUAGUAUUAAAAAUGAUCGAAAUAUCAAAAUUAGAAAAUGAAUGUUAUAAAUCAAUCGAUACCAAAGAAAGAUUUUUUGAAGAAUACUUUUUCGUUGAAUUUCGUGGUAAAGGAUUCCCAAAAUCUGUAGAUGGUAAAGAUUUUAUAUUUAGGGGUAAAGAAUUAGAAAAGUUAGGAUCAUUUGUUUCAAGAUUAAAAAAUAGAUAUCCAGGAGCUCAAGUUGUACCCAAAACUUCACAAUUGGAUAUAUCAAAUGGUCAGUUUAUUCAUAUUCGUCCAUGUAAACCUGUAUUAUUACCAAAAGAAUUAAAUAGUCAAAUUAAUCAACAAAACAACAACAAAAAUAAUAACAAUUCAAAAAACAAUAAUUUUAAUAAUAGAGCAAAUUAUAAAUCACAAAAAUCAUUUAUAAACAACAACUCUAAAGUAUUUUUUUAUUCUGUACCAUUUAAAAAAGUUAAACCACAAUCAAUCACUGAUAGUGGUAGCAAAGAAGUGAAUGAAUUCCUUGGUUUGUGGACAAGAAAUACAUUUAUUAUAUCAAAAUCAAUUUUCCCAUCAUUAAUUAGAAACAGCUUAAUCAAUGAAAUCGUAGAAAUUGAAAAAAAUCCAUUAGAGAAUGCUGUAGAAUCAUUAGAGAAAAAGAAUAAAGAAUUGGACUCUUUAUUCAAAACCUGUAAAAUAUCUAUGCAAUGGAGCAAUCAUCUAACAAUGACUUUGAAUGGGGUUAUAGAUGCUGCUGUUGCUGGUGGUAUUAAUAUGUAUAGAACUUUCUUCCAAGAAAUGUACCUAAGAGAAAAUCCAACUCAUUUAGAUCACUUAAAGAAAUUAAAACAAUUACUCGAUGACCAAAAGGUACUUUUAGAAUCCGGUUUAGAUGUUCAUACCCAUUAUUGCCCCGAUAAUAUGAAAGCUUUACAACAAAAAAUGGAAAUCUGCUUUGAAAAAUGGAAGCAGAUUCAAAGUGAAUUAACAAUUCCAAACAUUACAAUUGAUAAUCAAGAGGAAGAAGAGGAAGAAGUUUAUAAUACCCAUGUAGCUUCAUUAUCAAGAUCACAUUCAAAUUUAGAAUCAAUGUUAAGUCUUAUCAAUAGCGAGCCAAGCGAUUCUAUAAAUUUAACUCCAACCAAAAAUAACAAUAGUUUAUCAUCACCCUCUUCUCCAUCUUCAACUAUAAAUCAAAUUCAAAAUCAAUUAAAUCAAAAACAAAUCGAGCAGCUUUUAAAAUUACAAAAGGAUAGAGAGAGCGAGAGAAAGAAAGAACUUGAAUUAUCUCAAAAACUAGAACAGUUACAUUUACAACAACAAUUACAGCAACAACACGAUUUAAUUUUAUAUAAUAAUGAAAACAUCAAUAAUAAUGAAGUAAUUAGUUCUAGCAGUAACAAUAGUAAAUUAAAAGCAACUUCAAGCAAACCUCCAAUUUCAACUCCAAUUUCAAAUAAAACUUUAUCAGUUUCAAGCUCUUCUAUAAAUACAAAUACAAAUCCUAUUUUAAAUAAAAAAUCAAUGAUCUCUACCUCAUCGCCUGCUAUACCUACCUCACCUCCAAAACCAUCAAUAACCCAAAACCCAACUUCACCCCAAAAGAAAUCACCCAUACCAAAACAAAAACCAACUAUCUCUUCUAAAAGCUCUACUACCACCACUGCUACUUUAUCUACAACCAAAACAAAUAUUACAACUCCAACAAAAGCCACCAAACCAGCCUCAACAACAACUUCAGAUCAAUUUUUAAAACCACCAACUAUAACCAGACCUUCAUCAAUUUCAAGAUCCCUUACAUCUAUAUCUGGACCAUCAUCAACACCUUCAAAAUCAAAACUAAAGCAACCCUCCACUCCAAUAAAAUCAACUCCAUCAAAACUAAACAUCCCAUCUUCCACUACAUCUAAUCUAUCAUCAACAGCAGCGAGUAAAGCAUCCACAACUAAAUCGGCUAGAGACAUUUUUACAACCCCUAAAAAAGAAUCAUUAACAACAUCAAUCUCUUCAACACCGGUAUCUACCAAACCAUCUUCAUUAACCAGACCAACCCAAAGUUCGUUAGCAAGAAAAUUGGAAGUAGAUUCAAAAAAAGAAAUGAAAUCAACAACCCUUCGUUUGAAAUCUAAAGAGAGACCAAUUCUUAUCGAACCAAAAACCCCUCAAACAAAAAAAAGCUUUUCUAGCAGCGAUACACCGCUUUCAAAGAAAAUUGUUUUUGAUAUAAAUGAAAAUAACCAAACUUUAUCACCAACCGACUCAAUAUCAUCAUUAUCAUCGACUUCUUCAAAGGGCAGUAUUAAAACAGCAACAUCCACUUCAAGUGUAACCAAUAGCGCCAUCAAAUCAACUCCAUCAUCAAAAAGAAUUUCAACAACAUCAUCAAAAUCAUUUAAUCCAAAUAUGAUCCCAUUCAAAUCAACAACCUCCUCACUUACUCGUUCAUCGUCAACAAUUGUUUCAUCAUCUCCACCACUCUCAAACAUUAGUUUAAAUGCAAUUCCACCAAUUGAUAUAGCCAAACCAAUUCAAAAAACAACUACUACAACUUCUACCACUACAGCAACACCAUCAGCAACAUCAAAGAAAAGAUUAAGCAUUACAGAUACUUUUAAAAGUGUUUUUUUAAAUAAUGAUGACCAAACAAAAAAAAAAUUAAAACAAGGUAAUUCAUCAUUCUCCUCCUCAUUCUCAUCAUCACUUUCGUCAUCAAUUACACCAACAACAAAGAAAAAAUAA